AUGAAUAUUGGAAAAAGUACUUCUCAACAAAGAUCACGUGUUCGAAGAUAUAAUUCAACAGAUUUACUAGAGAUAUUAGCAGAAUCUUCUAGUGACGAAGGUGAGUUUGUUGCUUCUGAUAAUGAACAUGACUAUAUUCCUUUAGGGGAAGAGGGUAGAUUUGAAAUUUUUGAUGUUGAGCCGGAAGCUGAAGUCGAAAAUGAGAUUGAUUCUUAUGAUUCCGAUGCGAGUUUUGAAGGGGAAUCGCUUGAAAAUAUUCUUAUCGCAAAAGAUGGAAUACGUUGGCAGUCUGAACCACUUCCCAGAACACAAACUAGUAGCAGAAAUAUUAUUCGUCAACGGGGCGGGGCUGCAUCGUUCAGCAAACUUUACAAUCAAAUGGAAAUAUUCAAAAAUAUAUUGUCCAAUGAAAUGUGUGACAUAAUCUUGAGGGAAACUAAUCGGAAAGGGACAAAAAUUACUGAAGCAUACAAUAAUAAACUGAUGGAAAAUUACCCUGAUAUUAGCAAGCGACCGAAACAAAAAAUAUUCAAACCAUUCACAGAACAAGAAUUGGAUGCAUUUUUGGUAUUAUAA
Parnassius apollo (apollo) is the source of this 576-nucleotide messenger RNA. The record is from the annotation of a GenBank genome assembly. Lineage: Eukaryota; Metazoa; Arthropoda; Insecta; Lepidoptera; Papilionidae.